AUGAACGACGCGAGGACGACGUCGACGAGGCGGAUGACCGGAGAUCAGCGCGGGACAAAGGCGAACUUAAGCGUGGACGUGGCGACGAGGGACGGACGCGGGCGCGAGGUUUCGCCGACGUCAGCUCUGGAUGGAUCGUACAACGGAGCGCUCGGCUCGUUCGAUAGCGGACGGUCGAAUUCCACGGAUGAAGUGGAGGCGCCUAACGAUAUGGGUGAAUCGAGAGGUAUUGAACGAACGCGUUCGUCGGAUAUGGAACUGUCGAGAUCGGCGUCGCGACAGCACAUCGAUCGAUUGCUCAGCGAGGCGGUGACGAUGUUUCAUCGGGACGGUCCGCUGGUAAAUCCGCUCGAGCGCAUUCCGAGUGCAAACAGCAUGGAGAUGCGAAUGCGGUUCGUGUGCGAAGCGAAAAAGUUCGAGUACGGUCUAUUCUGGGAAUUCGAGGGUAAGCAGUCGCUGCUUUGCACGUCCAAGGUGUGCAUCUCAGAUCAGGCUGGCGUGAACUUAUUCGUCGAUACAUCCUUCACCAUGUUCAAUCGAUUCAGCAUGGGUUUUGGCAUGCCUGGUCGUAUCGGUUACACCGGUAACUAUGAGUGGCACGAAGACGUGCGUCAGCUCCCAGCAUGGAGCUUUCAACGCAAGCGACAAGCCGAGCAGGCGAAGCUGCGCACCGUGAUCGGCGUCCCACUCGAAAAUGGCGUCGUGGAGUUUGGCACUCGCGAGACCGCCGAACACACCGUGAAUACGGUUCAAUAUAUUCAGAAACUCUGUCAGAUUAUGAAACCAGCCAGUGAAUAG
Molecule: messenger RNA, 798 nt
Organism: Ostreococcus tauri
Lineage: Eukaryota; Viridiplantae; Chlorophyta; Mamiellophyceae; Mamiellales; Bathycoccaceae
Product: Transcription factor MYC/MYB N-terminal
Exons: 1
Coding region: 1-798 (265 amino acids)
Source: RefSeq, a predicted model, not a curated record